This is a messenger RNA of Salmo salar (Atlantic salmon), 2176 nucleotides long. RefSeq names its product heparanase. Gene Ontology annotation, biological process: angiogenesis involved in wound healing; cell-matrix adhesion. Gene Ontology annotation, cellular component: extracellular matrix; membrane. Gene Ontology annotation, molecular function: hydrolase activity, acting on glycosyl bonds. Lineage: Eukaryota; Metazoa; Chordata; Actinopteri; Salmoniformes; Salmonidae. The record is from RefSeq and is a predicted model, not a curated record.
CCAAGGUAUUUUGUGAACCAGGAAACUCAGUUCACUCACACAAUUGAGUCUGAGCAUAACUGCAUACGAAUUUACUAAUGACGAUGAUGGAUUUACACAUAUCGACGCAUUUAUUGGGAUAGUGAGGGAAUAUAGAAAGCAUCAGUAGAUUUGGGUUACAAUUGUCUUAUAGUGAAUACACUACAAUAAUAUUUGAACUGUGUCGGUCUAGCCUUAUCAUGUCAGACAUAUUAAUCUUGGCAUUUGUGAUAUCUAUUCUAUCUCAUGGAUAUUAUGUCGGAGCAAGUGUCAGGUCUGCGAGGGAUGAGGUGAAUUUUGAGUCUGUAAAUCUGAAUGUAGACCUUUCUCGAGUACUCAAGAGAGUGAACGAACGUUUUUUGUCUGUGGCCAUAGAUGCGAGUCUCGUCGCUGAAGAGAAGUUCAUGUACCUUUUAACGUCUCCAAAGCUGAGGACAUUGGCUAAAGCUUUAUCCCCAGCAUUUCUAAGAUUUGGAGGGACAAGACAAGAUUUCAUGACCUUCAACCCUGCAUUUUUACAUUCAAAUGAGUAUCACAAAAACUAUGUUUUUGAUGCAGAUGAUCUCUGUGAAAGGCUGGAGCUGCCCCCAAUACUGGAGGAGAGGCUGAAGCAGGAAUGGGCUUUACAGGAAGUACUUCUCCAGAAAGAGGACUUGCAGAGGAAGUACCGGAGUGUAAAGUUCACAGAGUAUGCAGUGGAUCUACUGUACUCUUUUACAAACUGUUCUGGAUUAGAUCUUAUCUUUGGGCUCAACGAGCUGCUCAGGACCACUGGCAACUCCUGGGACAGCAGCAAUGCCAGGACCCUCAUACAGUACUGUGAAUCCAAACAGUACAGCAUGGCCUGGGAGCUGGGCAAUGAGCCCAACAGUUAUGAGAAGAAGGCAGGGAUCCGGGUGAACGGAUACCAGCUGGGCCAAGACUUCAUUCAACUCCGCAGGAUUCUGCGGGAAUCCAAACUUUACCAUGACACUGGACUCUAUGGACCAGACAUUAGCCAACCCCGAGAGCACCGGAGAGACUUACUGGAGGGGUUCUUGGAAAGUGGGGCAGAAGCAAUUGACGCAUGCACCUGGCACCAUUACUAUGUCAACGGAAGACACACAUCUUUAAACGAUUUCCUAGAUCCUGAGGUGCUAAACACUUUAGCCCUGAAAACACAUGAAGUCAUGGAGACUGUUGAUCUGGCAUCCCCUGGGAAGAAGGUGUGGCUUGGAGAGACUAGUUCUGCCUAUGGAGGCGGGGCUGAGGGGCUGUCUGACACAUUUGUCGCUGGAUUCAUGUGGCUGGAUAAACUGGGCCUUGGUGCAAAGCUUGGCUUAGAUGUUGUAAUCAGGCAGGUUUUGAUUGGAUCUGGGACUUACCACCUGGUAGAUGAUAACCUCAAUCCACUUCCUGAUUACUGGCUAUCAGUUCUGUACAAGAGGCUUGUUGGACCAGAGGUGCUGAGUAUAGAAGCCUUUUCCAUUUUGGGAAAGACGAAAAGAGUACGGGUCUACCUACACUGCACUAACAAGAAAAGUACAAGCUACAAAAGUGGAGCAGUCACAUUGUUUGCUCUGAACCUGAGUAAGAGCCCUGUGAGGAUCGCUGUGCCUGCCAUGGUCUCUAACAGCACUGUAGAGGCCUUCGUUCUUCAGUCUGAACAGCCUGGCGAGGAGGGACUCUACUCGAAGUCUGUGAAACUCAACGGAGAGGUGUUGAAGAUGGUGGAUGACCGAACUCUUCCAUCGCUCCAGGGAACUCCUCUUGCUGCAGGAGAACAUCUCAGACUCCCUGGUUAUUCCUUUGCCUUCUAUCUCCUCAGCGAGGCCCAGGCACUGGCCUGCCGAUGACCCCAACUGGAGAGGAGGACUUGGAUGUAUAUUCACUGUCUUGACUAAGAAGGAAACACUUGACUAUUACUCUAAACACAGCUGUAUGUUUUUGCCGAAGAAUGUUAACCAGGUGAAUGUGGUGAAAGGAUUCAAUAUAUAUAUUUUUUAAUAACUUUGUUUUCAGCUACAGGACCAGUCAAACGUUCCUUCAAGACUAUUGAAAAAGCAUUGCAGGUGAAGCUGGUUGAGAGAAUGCCAAGAGUGUGCAAAGCUGUCAUCAAGACAAAGUGUGGCUACUUUGAAGAUUCUCAAAUAUAAAAUAUAUUUUCAUUUGUUUAACA